AUAGAUACUGACCAGACUAAUGAAAUAGAGGUAGACACUAAGCAGACCAAUGAAAUAGAGGUAGACAUUGACAAUUCGGAAACAAAUAAAAUAGAGGUAGACACUUCGGAAACAAAUGAGAACGUUCAGGUUGAUAUGAAUAAUCCAGAGGAAAUUAUAUAG
Dentiscutata heterogama is the source of this 162-nucleotide messenger RNA. NCBI's taxonomy places the organism in Eukaryota, Fungi, Glomeromycota, Glomeromycetes, Diversisporales, Gigasporaceae. The record is from the annotation of a GenBank genome assembly.